AUACUUAGAGUGCUGCACCAUUUCUUUCUUUUGUCCUUCUAAUUCACAUGACUUGCUGUCCCCCGCUCAUCUGUCUUCCAAGUUCUUUUCUUUCUGUACUGCUAUGGGCUACCAAUUUCUACCGACCUAGAACGCUCACUAGUUCCUCCCCUUCCUUUAACAGGUGACUGGUCACGCUUCCUGGCCCUGCCUCUGGACCAGGCAGUGUGGAAGGAAGCAUUUGCUGGGGAAACGAUGACCAGGACCCAAAGGGAAAAGAACUUUCUCCCCUACUGUCUCCAUCGGUCACUACCCCCACGGCUGGCAUGGGGCAUGAUUUUCUACUUAAAACCAAGAAGCAAGGAGGAGUGCACCUCCGUCUCCAGCGUGCCUCCAGUCUUUGACUUCAGCCCACAGUACUGUGCGCACCUCAAGAACCAAUAUCUGAAAAAGGCUGCUUCAAACCUUACCUUCUCUCGGGAGGUGGUGUGGCAGCGAGGGCUGCCCAGCAUUCCUUACAGCCAUUACAGCUUUGACCAUGUGUACAAUGCAGACAACAUCAUCCAAGUUCCUCACAUCAGGAAGGCCCGACCUGACAAACCUGUCAGCUUUAAGUUCUUGGAUUCUUCGGGUCCUUCGGCAAGGGUUACCUCCCAGGCCACGAAGACAGAAUGCUCUGCCAAUCUUAAGAAGCCAAAGAAAUCAAACUCAGCACGCACAGUCCAGGAAACAUCUUGUGUUCACAGUCUUCAUCCCUCAGGGGAUUCAGACACACUGAGUCUGUCACUUUCUCCAGAUAUGAACCUAGAAGAGAGGGAAGCCUGGCUUCCUCCUCCUGAGAAGGAGGCCAGAGCCUGGGAGGCUCUCGUGCUGGAAAAGCUGAACAAGCGCACUGCCCGAUGGAUCCAGAACAAGCGUCCUCUAAGGCCUGGGGUGUCUCCCAACAAGUGGCAGAGCUUCUUGCGUCAGCAAUAUGACUGGAGCCACAUCCGGGAUGAGCUCACUUCUGCCAGCGACCUGGAGCUCUUGAAACAGCUGGAGGAAGAAGAGACAGCGGAUUUUGAGGAUCGAAGUAUCAUCGUGCCCAUCCAGGAAAAAAAGGAGCCAGAGCUGCUGCUUCCUGUUUAUUAUAGAAUGCCCAACUACUUAUCGCAAGUGCAGAGAUUAGAAACUAUGUCUGGCAACAAUAAGACCGCGGAGGAUAUCAGUGGACAGAGGAGCAUCUGCCAGCCCCCAAAGAAGAGCUACUUCCGACAGAUGAAUGACCGAGCUGGAAAGUUUGCUUACUCCACAGACAACACCUUUGAACAGGAGAUUUACUUCGAUAACGUCCAGGUUAUUCACAAGAUUGGUGGAAAGAGAGACCAAAUUUUCCUGGAAAACCGCAACCAGUACAACAAGCAGCUAUCUAAGGUCUUCCCUGAAACCCCAGAAAAGUGGACUUCCCAGCCAGUUCCGGAAGCACCUUAUAGGCCUGUGAAAGGAGCUCUCCGCUGGACUGCUUUGCCCACUCCGGCCAAGGAUCUGCUGCUGCAGGUGGGUGAAGAGGACCUGCCUACUAAGACCAAGAAACUGAAGACACAGGCAGAAUCACUGGAGGCUAUAACUUGGCAACUUGUGGUCCUGCGGAGGAUGCUGCAGGAAUGGAAGACUGCCUGGGCUCUAAUCAUUGAGUGGCACCAUGCGACAAUAGAGGGUCUGCUGCAGAGCUUGGUGGACAUGCAUGAUGAUAUUCGAAUCCAAGCCAUCGUCACAUGUGCUACAGCUGCUUUAGGACGGCCCCGGAUUGCCAUCAGCCAGGGGGACUCAGUCCCAUCAAUCCAGGACUUGCCAGAGGUUCUACAGCCCGCUCUGGAGGCUGCUCUUUGUGACAAGAAUGUCAAUGUGCAGAUGGCAGCAGCUGUAUGCCAAUAUGCCAUACAGUCACAUAAUCCCGUUGCCCGGGACAUCAUGCAGACUGCCCUUCUGAACGGUAAUAGCGCGGACAGCUGGGCUGCAGCUCAGUGCUUGGCUCUGGACGGUGCUGCCACUUACCCUGUGAUUAAGAGGAUCCUCCAUCAGUUGUUCAACAAAAAGAAUGCAGACACUGAACACCAGUCUUAUAUGCUCCUGAGCCAUCUCAGUGGGAAGACAACACUGAUACACACCAUGCUUGCUGUGGAGCUGAAUAGCCGUCAAUGGAAGGACCGGAUUAUGGCCUGCCGGGCUCUUUCACGCAUAAGUGGAAAUGUCUGCUUGGAUAUAAAACAUAAAUUGAUCCAGCUCAUGUGGAGUGACUGGAAUAAGGAAGUAAGACAAGCAGCUGCCCAAGCUCUGGGGCAAAUGAGUCUUGGCAAAGAGGUGCAUGAUGCAAUCAGAGUCAAGCUGGUUCAAGGAAAUUCCCAAGAGCGUGUGGAAGCCCUGUCCCUGAUUGGUAGGCUCAAGCUCAUGACCGCCAAGCUUCUCCCAAGCUUCCUGAACAGCUUCUCUGAUGACUUCAUGACAGUUCGACAGGCAGCCUGUUUGGCAGCAGGUGCCCUGCAGAUCCGUAAUACAAUGGUCCUUAAAUGCCUUCUGAAUCUGAUACAGGGAGAUCCUUACUGGAAAAUCAAGGCCUCUGCCAUUCGAGCUUUAGGACAAAUUGGCCAAGUGAGUCCCCAGCUGACAGACCUCCUGCUCUGGGCUGUCCACUAUGAAAAGUCACCAGGUGUUCGACUAGAAGCUUGCCGUAGCAUCCUAGCCCUCAAACUUCAAGGGGACCGGGUCCGGGACACCUUCCUAGACGUGUUGCUCAUAGAAAACCAUGAUGCUGUUCUAAAGGAAAUUCACCAGGCAAUGAAGAUACUCAACUUAGAAAAGGAAGGAAACCAAGAAUUGCUUCAGGAGAUAAAGAACAGGAUUCAAACACUAAACCAAAAGGACUUGCUGACGCAGAAAAUAUUCAAGAUUGAGACAGUCGUAAGAAAAUUGAAAAAGGAAGCUAAACAUGUUUACUUGCAACCCAAAGAAGGGCAAAAACCAUUGAAACUCCAUACUUUUCUUCAAGAAACUUUUCAGGAUGAGGUGGUGGUUCCUAGAAGACCAUCCGAGAUUUGUGACAUUGAAGCAGUCAUAAAGCCCGUGAUGCCACGCACACCAAAUCCUUGGUCACAGAGUCCAAUCCUCGGCCUAAACACACGAAGCAAAGGUCACGCAUCGCUUGUCAAAGAUCUACGUGUCCCCCGGGAAAAGAGAAUUGCAAUGGGACCAUUUGGACCUGACAGCCCAGAGCUCUAGCUGGGAAAGCAUGUCAGAAUACAAGUGAAUAGACUGAGAAUUGCUAGUGCUAGAGGCCUGGAACCUGGGCAGGAUCAUGUGGAUUUAGAAGAAGGCUGGACACUUGUCUCUACUUCUGCAGCUCUUGGGAACAGGUCCCCUGCAAUUGUAACUAGGCCAAGCCUUCCCACUGGUUCUUUCCAGUAG
Pteropus alecto (black flying fox) is the source of this 3420-nucleotide messenger RNA. It is a transcript of the gene HEATR4, whose product is annotated as HEAT repeat containing 4. Gene Ontology annotation, molecular function: oxidoreductase activity. The transcript has 17 exons. The record is from RefSeq and is a predicted model, not a curated record. NCBI's taxonomy places the organism in Eukaryota, Metazoa, Chordata, Mammalia, Chiroptera, Pteropodidae.